GUCUACUGUCUCUCUUAGUUCUGGUCAUUACACAAACGCAACACCAUUUGAAGUCGGCGAAAGAGAACUCAGGUCUUAGCAUAGACGGCGAUGACACACUCAUUGCCCACGGUCCUGGUGGGAUUCGGCGCCUGGUAGGCUUGCGCGGAGGUGGAAUUAUCUUUUCCUUCAAUAUUGCUCGAUUUGCAUGUGCCGCAGCUCUGUUUAUUCUGUCGAUCUAUGCUGUUGUGCUUCGCAAUGGCUCAGCAGAAGAGACAGCCUGGGGUCUAACAUGCUCUGCUCUGGCCGAGUUGAUGACCGCCGUAGUGAUCGGUUACGCGGGGGCUUUGUGCUCUCUCGGAGUUAUACUGUGUGCCGGGAAUGGCAGAAUGUAUAACGUCCAUGCCGGAGUCAUCCUUCUCAUCGUAUUUGGCGUCUUUGUCUAUCGAAAUGUAUAUCCUCUGGUGUUCCUCAACGGGGAACCUAUCGACAACCACACCCCUUGGUUGAUGUAUACCCGGGGCAUUUUGGUGACCAUUACUGGACUGGUCAUUCCUGGGUUGAUCCCUCAUGAAUAUGUCCCUGUUGAUCCGGAGCAUCCUUCCCCUGAACCUAAUCCCGAACAAACUGCCUCGCUUUGGUCAUUCAUAACCUUCACUUUCAUGGAGCCGAUUGUUAUGAUUGCAUACAGGAACUCCGACUUGCCUUACGACAGUCUCCCCCCACUUGCUGACUACGACCGUUCCGCCCAUCUUGAGAAGAGUAGCAUCGUGGCCCUGGAUCCCAUCACACGACACCAGAAGGGGCUAAAUGACCGACACCUAUUUUUUGGCCUCAUGCAGAUAUUCUUCUGGGAAUACGUGUUCUUCGGCUGCAAUCUGCUGUUGGAUGUGCUGUCUCGUUUUAUGGCGCCCUACGCUUUGAAGCGCAUCCUUCAGGCUUGGAUUGUCGUACUGCUCGUCGGGGGGGCCUUCUCUAGUUUCUUUCGUCAACUCUACAUAUUUGUUGCCGAACGUGCACAAGUUCGGGCAGAAAACAUUCUCCUGCAGCAGAUAUUCCGCCAUGCGCUCAGACUACGCGUGUCCGACACGUCUCAGUCACACUCCAAGCCUCAAUCUUCCGAGGCAAGUUCUUCAAGCGUAGUGGCAGAGGACGAGAAUCUCCCUCCUUUAACCUUGAUCGGCUCAGAGACUGCGACCGCGAACAUUGCCGAGACUGUGGCUUCUGGUACCAUAGAGCCCUUGGAUGGUCCCGCCGAAAACCCACCCUCGCCAUCGCCCCAUUUCUCAGGGCAAAUCAACACCUUGAUUGGCGCAGACGUCCCCAAUAUUCUCGGCGCUAGAGACUUCCUUGUUCUCUUCGUGAUGCUCCCAUUUCAAACUAUUAUCAGCACUUGGUUCUUAUUUGACAUCCUGGGGUGGUCCGCCAUCAUCGGAAUGGUAUUCAUGGUUGCCAUGAUGCCUAUCCCCGGCCUUUUGGCGAAACGGAUCAAUGACGUCGAAGUAGCGAAAAUGCAAAAGACGGAAGCCCGAAUACAGGGAAUAACUGAGUCCGUGAACAUAAUCCGUAUGAUCAAGAUGUUUGGCUGGGAAGGCAUGAUUGCUGGAAAACUAUACAAACUGAGAGCCGAUGAGCUUUCGUCCACCCGGAAGGCGAAGUUUCUGGAACUUUUCGGCGGCGUCAUGAACAACCUGAUGCCGGUGCUGAUCUUAAUUGUGACAUUCAGUUUCCACACAUUGGUCAUGCACAAAAGCCUCGAUGCGGCCAUUAUCUUUUCCAGCAUAGCUGUUUUGGAUCUUCUUCGCUUGGAUCUCGGCAGCGUACCUUUCUUCAUCACAAGUAUUAUGCAAGCAAAGGUCUCGUUGGACCGGCUGACAAAGUUCCUUCGCGAAUCACCCCUGCUCGAUAAGUUUAGCAAUUCUGGGAAUUCUAUGGACAUGUUGGACGAGAGACCCGCGAGCAGCGAAAUUAUCGGCUUUAAGAACGUGAAUCUGAGUUGGGUCAAUCAAGCCUCCGAUGACGACGCCACGCACCAGAACUUCACGCUCAAAAUCGACAGCGUGACGUUUGACAAAGGAAGUUUGAACUUGGUCACAGGGCCGACUGGCUGUGGGAAGACGUCACUUUUGCUGGCUCUACUUGGUGAAAUGCACAUCGAAUCAACAGGUCGAGACUCUUGGGUUGCUUUUCCAAGACACCUUGGUGUUGCAUAUGCUGCGCAAGAGGCAUGGGUACAGAACACGACGAUCAAGAAGAACAUCGUCUUCUUAGAGCCUUAUGACGAAGAGCGUUACAAAGAGGUCUUGCGACAAUGCGCGCUCGAGAGAGAUCUUGCCCUGCUGAGUGCAGGUGACCAGACAGAGGUGGGAGAGAAAGGAAUAACCUUGUCCGGGGGACAAAAGGCUCGUAUCGCACUGGCUAGAGCCAUCUAUUCCAGUGCAAACAUUAUUGUGCUUGACGAUGUUCUGUCUGCCCUCGAUGUUCACACUUCUAGUUGGAUCGUUGCAAAUUGUUUCCGAGGAGAUCUUGUCGCAGGUCGCACUAUCAUCAUUGCUACUCACGCCAUCGAUCUUGUGGCUCCUUUGGCAUCUCGACUCUUCAAUAUCUCUCGGACUGGCGAAAUCAGGUCCUUAGUUCAAGUCCCCGGGUUCCAAACGACUGCCCACGAGAAUGAUGUCAGAGACCCCUCAGAGGAGGAAGAACCUGUCGAACAUAAGAGAUUUCACUCUGCCAUGCCGAAAGAAGCAGGAAAACUUAUCCUCGAAGAAGAUCUUGAAACGGGUCGCCUUCGAUGGUCAGCUGUUGAACUGCUGAUCAACACAUUUGGUGGCUAUGUAACCUUAGCAUUGAUUAUUGGCACCUGUCUGCUUGUAUACAUAUCCAGCGUUAUUGGGACAUGGUGGCUGGGUGUUUGGGCUCGAGCAUACGAGACCUCGUCUGAUAGAAACAUCCCAAUAUUAUUCUAUCUCGGUAUCUUCGUCGCUAUCUGCGGUCUGGAUGCAGGUUUUUAUGCCUUAUCUUCCCUGGCAUACUUAUAUGGUAGUCUGCGAGUCAGCUCAACGCUCCAUGAGGCCUUAUCCAAGAGGAUCCUCGGCGCUCCUCUCAGAUGGCUGGACGUCACGCCUGUGGGACGAAUUAUUUCUCGCUUUACUCAGGAUAUUGGCACAGUGGAUGGACCUCUGAUAACUUACUUGCAUAUGUUUAUAUCAUUCAGUCUCAGCAUGCUGAUUCAGUUUGGAGCUAUCCUCAUUCUCGCACCUUGGUUCAGCAUCCCGGGUAUCUUUAUAGGGAUUGUCGGAGUAUUGAUGGGGCAGAUUUAUAUUUCUGCACGCUUGCCAGUCCGGCGCCUUAUAUCUAAAUGGCAAUCGCCUUUGUAUACGCAUUUUUCUGCAACCAUUGAUGGAAUUAUAUCCAUAAGAGCAUAUGGAGGGGAAGCGGUAUUCCGACAAGAGCUCUUCAAGAGACUGGACGAGUACACUCGCCCAUGCCGUACAUUUCAUAAUCUUGACAGGUGGGUUGCGGUGCGUUCGGACGUGCUGGGAGCUGUAUUUACGUCGGGACUGGCCUUCUAUCUCGUGUAUUUGAGAAGUCCACUAGGACCUAGCAACAGCGGAGUAAGUCUCCAAUCGUUCUGUUUGAACAUGGCUUUGAGAUUCUCGGGUUUACUGCUAUUUUGGGUGCGUUUGCUAAGUGAAGUGGAGACCGCUGGGAACAGCGUUGAACGCAUUCGGGAUUAUCUUCUCAUUGAACAAGAACCACCGAGUUGCGAAGCCCAACCUCCGCCAGCAUAUUGGCCUGCAUCCGGUUCGCUGCAAGUACACAACCUUCAAGCACGAUAUUCCGAAGAGGGACCCAAGGUACUGAAAAAUGUCAGCUUUGAGGUCAAGUCAGGCGAGCGGAUUGGAAUUGUCGGCCGUACGGGAAGCGGGAAAAGCUCUCUCGCUCUGUCUCUCCUCAGGCUUAUACCAACCACGGGAGAAGUGGAGUUUGAUGGAAUUUUGACCAGGAACAUCAGACUAGACACCUUGCGACAGAACAUGGCGAUCAUUCCCCAAGAUCCCAGCUUAUUGUCGGGAAACUUACGUUCAAAUCUGGAUCCUGUCGGAGAACACGACGAUGUCGCCUUGAAUAGCGCUCUCCGAGCUGUCGGUCUGAUCGGCCAAUCUGGAGGUGGCAAGCAUAACGGAUGCAACCUUGACACCGCUGUUGCCAGCUCCGGUAGCAACUUCUCUGUUGGACAGCGUCAACUCAUUGCCUUGGCUCGAGCCAUGGUUCGCGGCACAAAGGUUCUCAUUCUGGACGAAGCGACAGCGUCGGUCGAUGCAGAAACUGAUCAGUUGAUUCAAAGAUCAAUCAGGAAAGAGCUCAAAGGCACGACUCUGCUCACGAUUGCUCAUAGAUUACAAACUAUCAUGGAUUACGACAAGAUUUUAGUUAUGGAGAGUGGCGAGCUCGUAGAAUUUGGAAGUCCGCUGUCUCUCCUUGAAAGAAAUAGCAUGUUUCGAGCCCUGGUGGAAGGGAGCGCAGAUGCACAACAUCUUCUCCGGCUUGCGAGAGAAAGCAGCGUGAUCGCGUAG
Dacryopinax primogenitus is the source of this 4556-nucleotide messenger RNA. Its product is annotated as P-loop containing nucleoside triphosphate hydrolase protein. Gene Ontology annotation, biological process: transmembrane transport. Gene Ontology annotation, molecular function: ATP hydrolysis activity; ABC-type peptide transporter activity; ATP binding. Gene Ontology annotation, cellular component: fungal-type vacuole; membrane. The record is from RefSeq and is a predicted model, not a curated record. The coding region runs from base 294 to 4556 and encodes 1420 amino acids. NCBI's taxonomy places the organism in Eukaryota, Fungi, Basidiomycota, Dacrymycetes, Dacrymycetales, Dacrymycetaceae. The transcript is spliced from 30 exons.